Hordeum vulgare subsp. vulgare (domesticated barley) is the source of this 1776-nucleotide messenger RNA. RefSeq names its product glycosyltransferase BC10-like. The transcript is spliced from 2 exons. Bases 371 to 1546 code for a protein of 391 amino acids. Lineage: Eukaryota; Viridiplantae; Streptophyta; Magnoliopsida; Poales; Poaceae. Gene Ontology annotation, cellular component: membrane. The record is from RefSeq and is a predicted model, not a curated record. Gene Ontology annotation, molecular function: glycosyltransferase activity.
UCUCCCAGAAUCCUCUCCCCGCCUUCCCAGCGCCCGUAGACCCAGUCCACCCCGCCCGCAGCUCCUCCGUCCCCGAGUAGGGCAGCGCACCCGUGAGAGCGCCGAAGCGGAGCGGCCUCCAGAAGCCCACCCCACCCCACCACCGCCGUCCCCCACCACCGCCACCAGCCGCUCCGCGGAAUCGAAGUCCGCGCCGCACCAACCACCGCCCCCCAGUCCCAGAUCUAGCCCCCCCGUCGCACCAACGUGUUGCCCCCCGAUUCGGCGCGCCCCUGACCCGGCCUCGUGCCGGAGGAUGCCACGCGCGGCCUCAAAUCUCCCAGAUUUCAUCAGCUCCCAGUAGCAGCAGCAGCAGCAGCCGGCGGGCGCGAUGCAGGCGCGGGUGGCGUCCAUGGAGGACAUGAAGGAGGCGAGGCUGGCGGCGCAGGGGCAGGGCGGGAGGGUGUUCCCCACGGGGAUGCUCAAGGUAUUCCUCGGCUUCCUGCUGCUCGGCGUCGGCCUCUCCGCGGCCGGCAUGUACAUGGCGCGGCACACGCUGGCGGCCGCCGCGCCGGCCAUCUUCCGCCCCUGCCUCGGGGCCUCCGCCGCCGGCGCCGAGGAGCGGCCGCUGGACGGGCUCGAGCGCUGGACCCGGCCCCCGGCCCGCGCGCGCCACGCCAUGACGGACGAGGAGCUGCUCUGGCGCGCCUCCUUCGCGCCGCGGGUGCGCCCCUACCCGUUCCGCCGCGUGCCCAAGGUCGCCUUCAUGUUCCUCACGCGCGGCCCGCUCCCGCUCGCGCCGCUCUGGGAGCGCUUCUUCCGCGGCCACGAGGGCCGCUACUCCGUCUACGUGCACGCCCUCCCCUCCUACCGCGCCAACUUCACCAAAGACUCCGUCUUCUACCAACGGCAAAUCGCCAGUAAGGUUGCGGAAUGGGGUCAGAUGUCUAUGUGUGAUGCUGAGAGGCGCCUGCUGGCGAAUGCUUUGCUGGAUAUAUCUAAUGAGUGGUUUGUGCUUGUGUCCGAGUCGUGCAUUCCCAUAUUUGAUUUCAAUACCACAUACGAAUACUUCCAGAAUUCAAGCCAAAGCUUUGUCAUGGUGUUUGAUGAUCCUGGGCCAUAUGGACGGGGCCGAUAUAAUUAUAACAUGACCCCUGAGGUUGAGCUCACACAAUGGCGCAAAGGUUCGCAAUGGUUUGAAGUAGACAGAGAUCUUGGCAUUGAGAUCAUCAGAGAUACACGCUAUUACCCGAAAUUCAAGGAGUUCUGCAGGCCUCAUUGUUAUGUCGAUGAACACUAUUUCCCUACAAUGCUCACAAUUGAAGCUCCACAAAGCCUUGCUAACAGAAGUGUCACCUGGGUAGAUUGGUCGAGAGGCGGUGCACAUCCAGCCACAUUUGGUAGGGGAGAUAUCAGUGAGGAAUUCCUGAGAAGAGUUCAAACGGGACGGACUUGUUUAUACAAUAAUCAAAAUACAACAACAUGCUUCCUGUUUGCUCGGAAGUUCGCUCCGAGUGCACUGCAGCCGUUGCUAGUGCUAGCGCCCACUGUGCUGGGUUAUGGUUGAUGUAUAAUUUUAACAGGUGCCCCCUGUAAGUUUUGAUACUAGAUAAUAGGUAGGUUUACAUGUGUGGAGGCAUGGGCUUAUUUUGAUGGAUUCCAACCUGUACUCUGCCCACAUCAUUAUACACAAAUUUGUACUAUUAUUUUGUACAGUAACCUGACAAUGGACAAGAGAACUUUUCUCUUGCUCUAUUGCACUGUAUAUUUUUUAUUAAUCAGAAUGUAUUACUAGAA